AUGGCUGCCAAAUGCACGGGUCGCCUUACAGGCUUCCUUGGAUUCACUGGGCCAUUGACUAAUAAGCGUAAGGAAUACUCUGAGAGGAGGAUCAUAGGGUACUCCAUGCAGGUGGUGUCAAAUCUGGAAGAAUACAAACAGUUUGUGCCUUGGUGUAAAAAGUCCACAGUUAACUCCAAGUGUACUGGAUAUGUUAAGGCAGAGCUGGAGGUUGGCUUCCCACCCAUCCUGGAAUGGUAUAUCUCCGCCCCCCUAGUGUGCCCUUAUUUAGUCAAAGCUGUUUGUACGUAUGGUCAUCUUUUUAACCAUUUGGAGACCAUUUGGCGCUUUAGUCCUCGCAUCCCUGGUUACCCUCGUACGUGCACUGUAGACUUUUCAAUAUCCUUCGAGUUUCGGUCCUUGCUGCAUUCCCAGCUGGCCACUGUCUUUUUUGAUGAGGUAUUGAAGCAGAUGGCAGCCUUUGAGAGACGAGCAGGGAAGACCUUUGGUCCCGAAACACCAAUUCCCCAUGAACUGAUGUUUGAUGAAGUACAUCAGACGUCAUGCCCUCACAUCAGCUGUACUGUCUAG
Molecule: messenger RNA, 570 nt
Organism: Bufo bufo (common toad)
Lineage: Eukaryota; Metazoa; Chordata; Amphibia; Anura; Bufonidae
Product: coenzyme Q-binding protein COQ10 homolog A, mitochondrial-like
Biological process (GO): cellular respiration; ubiquinone biosynthetic process
Cellular component (GO): mitochondrion
Molecular function (GO): ubiquinone binding
Source: RefSeq, a predicted model, not a curated record